AUGCCCAGCAGUCACACGAAAUUGGAGAAAGGAGUGCAUCUGGGGAAUCUUUACACAUCGACCAACGCAGGUCCCAAUGUCAGUCAGUACAAGCCUAAGAACAGUGGGACACUAGUACGGACUGGUCGGCGCAAUAUCUGGUUCCACGUCCCCGAAGCAGCUCAAAGCUCAUCGCCAGCGCAGAAAAAGACUUCAGGACAAUGUCAGCAGCGAUCACGCCGUACAUUAAGGGGGAAGUGCACCAAGACACCGGCUCAUGGUUCUUCACAACCGAUCGAUGUCCAGACGCUUGGACACAUUUUUGGUGACACAUAUGUCAGCCAUGGGGCAGUGGCGAUGCAAGGUGAUAUUCACCAUACAACUAAGCCCAAAAUCGUAAUCUAUGCUGGGCGAGAGAAGAGGUCGUCAUUGGAUGUCCUCGUUGCAAGCCUUAUUGGUACCACUGCUGGAGGUGCAAUCACAACCUACACUACCGCAAAGUCGAGUUGCAGAACUCCCGAUCAGAAAGACAAUAAAGACGAGGACGAUGGAGCUAAGCCUUGGACGUCGAACAUCGAUGAUCUUCAUUCAGAACGUUUGAUCCUCGCAUCAACGGGACCCGGCAGUAGUUCACUCUUCAGUCCACAUGACGCCACCUCUUAUCUUGGAACUGAGGUCGUCCCCCAGCUCAACAUGGCAGAAGUCAAGCCACCGUUGUUGCACCGCCAGUGCAACAUGGCAUACAAGACGCCCCGGACUACCUCGUUGCGGCAAUCAGUAAUCGUGCUGAAAGUAGGCAAUGCUCAAAAUGCGAGGUAUAGAUUCUUUACUCAACAGUUGAGAAUGCGGAGCAACGUGAUUGUCACUGACGAUUUCGAGGAAGUCCUUUCAGUUCUUCCAAGCCAAAAUUCUCCGAAAGCGCUCGUCAUCUACGAUACGCCUAUUCCUAAGGCCACGAUGAGUCAAUCUGUUGUGACACAUGAGGCGAUUCAACGAAUAGCUGAAUUCGUUUCUAGCGGAGGCACUAUUGUCUUUGGACCCGAAUGCAACAUCAUGACCAGGCAGCCGUCUAUCGCUGACCUUCUCGAAGAUGUAUGGCCACUUCAGCUGCGGCCUUCAUCUCAAUCCUGUCGCACACAAUUCUGGGUUUCGCCACGACUUGCUCGAUGUGUCGCUGGAGCACUUUCGCACUACUUCAAGCGGGUUGCAAGGCAGCUUCUGGAUCGUUCGUGUGCGUCCGACUCUGUAUACGCUACGGAGUCUUCAGCAGGAGCAUCACUACCGUACGGGAUUUGGGGACCACGGUAUCGGUCUGCGUCUGAGAGACUGUUGGUCUUCGUUGAGCAUGGUAAGGGGAAGCUUGGAGUGUUGGGCAAGCUUGGUAGCAAACAAGAUACGUAUCGUAUGAUCUCUCGCAUGCUCAGUCUAGGUGAUUGA
Messenger RNA from Lithohypha guttulata, 1416 nucleotides. RefSeq lists its product as uncharacterized. The transcript has a single exon. NCBI's taxonomy places the organism in Eukaryota, Fungi, Ascomycota, Eurotiomycetes, Chaetothyriales, Trichomeriaceae. The record is from RefSeq and is a predicted model, not a curated record. Bases 1 to 1416 code for a protein of 471 amino acids.